UCCUCUCCACGCACAAAAGCGUCUCUAACCUCUCCCCCACCAGCUAAUUUGGCCCGUGUUAGACUUUAGACAGGGUUUGAGGUAACAUUUCAUUCAAUUCGUUCCAUUUUUUAGCUUUUUUUUUUCAUCCUUUAUUUGGCAGUUGGCAUCAUAUAUCUUCCAUAUUUCCAUGCAUGAACUAGUUUUUGUUUGUUUUUGUCUAUAGUACUUCAGUUUUCUUUUUAAUUUUAAGGAUCCUGCAGUCUUUGUUUGCCUGGGUUAAUUUGUUAGAUUUGGCGUUAGUACCUACAAAAAAAUGGGUGAAGUUGAGAUUCCUCCCCAUUUUCUUUGUCCAAUUUCCCUUCAACUCAUGAGAGAUCCUGUUAUCAUCUCAACCGGAAUAACAUACGAUCGAGAUAGUAUAGAGAGAUGGUUAUUUUCAUGCAAGAAAAAGGCGUGCCCGGUUACGAGGCAAGUGUUGCAUGACUCAGAUCUAACCCCAAAUCACACUCUUCGUCGCUUGAUCCAAGCAUGGUGCACCCUUAAUGCUUCCCAUGGAAUAGAAAGAAUCCCAACACCAAAGUCUCCAAUCGACAAAACCCAGAUCGCCAAGCUCCUUAAAGACGCGAAAAAGUUCCCCGAGAUGCAACUCAAAUGCCUUAAAAGGCUCAGAUCUAUCACGCUUGAAGGUGAAAGAAACAGAAGCUGCCUGCAAGCCGCUGGUGCAGUUGAGUUCCUGGUAUCAAUUAUCAAGAGUUAUGAUUCUACGUUACUUGAAGUGGAGAGCAACGAAGGGUAUGAAUUUAUGAAAGCUAGCAACGACGCAUUGAGUAUUCUUUGUCAUAUCAAAGUUUCUGAAAGCUAUCUAAAGAGUAUUAUUACCAACGAUCACGAAUUUGUACAGUCUGUAGUUCAUGUCCUGAAAAAUGGUAACCACCAAUCUCGAGCAUACGCCACGAUGCUAUUGAAGGAUAUUUUUGAAUUGGUAGAUCCAGCCAAAUUGAUCAGCGUGACACCUGAAUUCUUUGCUGAAAUCGUACGUACUUUGCGUGAUCAGAUCUCGCAGCAAGCCUCCAAGGCAGCAUUGAAACUCCUCGUGGAGCUUUGUCCUUGGGGAAGAAACAGGAUCAAGGCCGUUGAAGGUGGUGCAGUGUUUGUCUUGAUCGAGCUUCUUCUCCAAACAUCCGACAAGAGAGGUAGCGAACUAGCUUUGAUUGUGUUGGAUCUGCUCUGUGGUUGUGCCGAAGGGAGAGCAGAGUUUUUGAAACACGGAGCAGGGCUAGCGAUUGUCUCGAAGAAAAUAUUCAGGGUUUCCCAUCUGGCAAGUGACAGGGCAGUGAGGAUUCUAUCCUGGAUUUGCAGGUUUUCAGCAACUUCCAGGGUUCUUCAGGAAAUGUUGCAAGUUGGUAUGGUGGCCAAGUUGUGUUUGGUGCUUCAGCUUGAUGGCAGUUGCAACACCAGGGAGAAAGCAAGGGAGAUCCUCAAAUUGCAUUCUAGGGUUUGGAGGAAUUCUUCUUGUAUUCCAUCUCAUUUGUUGUCUUGUUAUCCAUGUACUUGAGAUCGGUGAUCAUUUUUUUUUGUGUAGAUAGAUUGAAACAGGCAUGGGGCCGGAAAAUUAAAGCACAUAUCUCAAUGCAACUAAAUGUGAAUUAUACAAAUUUAAUAGGCAUGAAAUAUAUAUUAUCUACAA
Durio zibethinus is the source of this 1669-nucleotide messenger RNA. The record is from RefSeq and is a predicted model, not a curated record. Lineage: Eukaryota; Viridiplantae; Streptophyta; Magnoliopsida; Malvales; Malvaceae.